Hyaloscypha bicolor E is the source of this 1611-nucleotide messenger RNA. RefSeq names its product glycoside hydrolase family 43 protein. Gene Ontology annotation, biological process: carbohydrate metabolic process. The coding region runs from base 1 to 1611 and encodes 536 amino acids. NCBI's taxonomy places the organism in Eukaryota, Fungi, Ascomycota, Leotiomycetes, Helotiales, Hyaloscyphaceae. The transcript has a single exon. Gene Ontology annotation, molecular function: hydrolase activity, hydrolyzing O-glycosyl compounds. The record is from RefSeq and is a predicted model, not a curated record.
AUGCCUCAAAUCCGGAACCCCAUCCUCCCAGGCUUCAACGCCGACCCCUCCAUCCUCCUGCACAAUGGCACCUACUACAUCGCAACCAGCACCUUCGAGUGGUAUCCAGGCGUGCAAAUCCAUUCCUCCACCGACCUCGCAAACUGGUCUCUCGUCACGCGGCCCCUAUCUCGCGCCUCGCAGCUCGACAUGCGAGGCAACCCGGACUCCUGCGGCGUCUGGGCACCCUGCCUCUCCUUCUCCGAUGGGCAGUUCUGGCUCGUGUACACGGACGUGAAGCGCAAAGACGGGAGUUUCAAAGACGCGCACAACUACAUCGUGACGGCGCCGGCCAUCGCGGGGCCGUGGAGCGAACGGGUGUACGUCAACAGCAGCGGCUUCGAUCCGAGCCUGUUCCACGAUGCGGAGACGGGCAAGAAGUGGUUUGUGAAUAUGCUGCAGGACCAUCGACGGCGGCCACGGAGCUUUGCCGGGAUCGCGUUGCAGGAGUGGAGUCCUGAGAAAGGGUUGAUUGGCGAGAGGAAGAAUGUGUUUAAGGGCACGGAAUUGGAUCUCGUUGAGGGUCCGCACUUGUAUAAGCGGAACGGGUAUUUUUACUUGCUUACGGCGGAAGGAGGGACGGGGUAUGAUCAUGCUUGUACGUUAGCGAGAAGUAAGGAUAUUUGGGGUCCGUAUGAGCUGCAUCCUGAUAAGUAUAUCUUGAGUUCGAAAGAUAGCCAUUGGGCUGCGUUGCAGAGGGCGGGACAUGGCGAUAUCGUCGAGACGCCGGAGGGGAGGACGUAUCUUGUGCAUUUGUCCGGGCGUCCUAUUACGCAGAAUCGUCGGUGCGUCUUAGGUCGCGAGACCUCGAUCCAAGAGGCGGAGUGGAGGGACGACUGGCUGUAUGUCAAGAACGGGCCCGUGCCGAGUCUGUUUGUUGAUGUGCCGGGGAUGCGGGAUGAGAGUGUGUAUUGGGAGGAGAAGAGGUAUACGUUUGAGAAGAAACUGCAUCAGGAUUUCCAAUGGCUGAGGACGCCGGAGCACGAGAGGAUUUUCAACAUCUCGGACGACAAACUCGUCUUGAUAGGAAGAGAAUCCAUCGGCUCCUGGUUCGAGCAAGCACUCGUUGCGAGACGGCAGACGCACUUCUCCUUCGACGCCGAAACAGUCAUCGACUUUGCGCCCAGCGAUGAGAGGCAGUUUGCGGGGUUGACGGCUUAUUACUGUCGUUUUAACUUCUUCUACCUCGCCGUCACCGCACACAGCGACGGGGAGCGCGAGCUCCUCAUCAUGUCCUCGGAAGCCAGCUGGCCAGACGGCAAGCUUUCCUUCCCGAUGCAGGAUCCGGUCAAGAUCCCGAAGGCAGGGAAGGUCAAACUCGCGCUCACGGUGAGGGGGGCUGAGGGGCAGUUCUGGUAUGCGCUUGAGGGCCAGGAACUCGCGAAAAUUGGGAAGAGGUGGGAUGCGAGUAUUUUGAGCGAUGAGUGUGGGGGUCAUCAUGCUCAUGGCAGUUUUACGGGGGCUUUCGUCGGGGUGGCGGCGAGCGAUUUGAAUGGGCAGGCCAAGGAGGCUAAGUUUGAUUAUUUUGUGUACAGGCCGGUGAAGCAUGAGACGGACCGGUAUGAUAUCUAG